Molecule: messenger RNA, 732 nt
Organism: Fonsecaea nubica
Lineage: Eukaryota; Fungi; Ascomycota; Eurotiomycetes; Chaetothyriales; Herpotrichiellaceae
Exons: 3
Coding region: 1-732 (243 amino acids)
Biological process (GO): mitochondrial electron transport, NADH to ubiquinone
Source: RefSeq, a predicted model, not a curated record
AUGGCUUCCAUCGUGCCGGCCAUGAAGAGGCAAAUCCACCGGACCGUGGCUCAGACAGCCCGACUUUCUUCGCGGCAGUUUGCAACCACCACACGACUGCUACGACAAGGCCCUGGAACCGGCGAGAACUUCGAACAAGCCAACGACCCUUCUGCGCGAAAACUCACUCCCAAUGUAUCCAAGACGAACGAGGUGCCGGUCGAGGCGAGAGGUAAUCAGGAUGCGCCCCUUCAAGAGUUGGUACCAGAGGCAGAGAAAGCCAGAACAAUGCAGGCUCCAAACAGGGAAAAGCCGUGGUCAAGGAGUCAGAUGCCCAGAGAACUGGCAAUGACAGGACCCAGAUUUGAACAGACAAUUAUGGAAGCCCAGCCCCGGCCCUUUGCUGCAAUUGAGCUCAUUCACAAGCAACCCGUGCGUUGGGUCAAGGAAAAGAGCGUGGCGUGUGAUGGUGGCGGUGGUCCCUUGGGCCAUCCACGAAUCUUUAUCAACUUGGACAAACCCCAGGUUUGCUGGUGCACCUACUGUGGUCUACCAUACGCCAAGGAAGAGCACAAGAAAUAUCUUGAAUCAUUACCGUCGACACCAUAUCCUCUUGCACCUACGGGCGAUCCAGCACAAGUCCAAAUGCCAGCUACACCUAGUCAAAAAGGCGAGAUUCAGGGACAUUAUCCACUGUUGAAGGGGGAGCAAGAGGCAGAGAGUGUAGGUUCAUCGUCAUUCGAGCAAAGAUGA